AAAUGUUACUUUUUAUGGCGUCAUACAAGAUAUCAUUGAAAUAGACUAUUGGGGCAAAUUUAGUGUUGUGCUAUUCAAAUGUGACUGGUUUCAUUCAGAAGAAGAUGAAUAUGGCCUUAUCCGCGUCAAUUUUAAUAACAAAGGCCAUAUAAAUGAUCCUUUUGUCAUGGCAUGCCAAGUUCAUCAAGUUUUCUAUGUGAAGGAUCCUGUUGAAGAGGCAAACAAGAAUUGGCAUUAUGUUUUAAAGAAGCUUCCUAGUCAUGUUUAUGAUAUUGACCGUGAUAUUGGUGCUACACAUGGAGGUGACUAUUGGGUUGAAAGUAUUGACAUUGUCAGUGAUUUAAUCCCAACUAGUAAUGAUGACAUAGAUGAUGUGGGUUGGUGUAGAGAUGAUGUGCCGAGGUCCACUGUUGACAUUCCUCCAAAUAUAUAUAUUCAUGAUGAUAAUAUAAUGGAAGGUGAUGAAGAUAGUGACUUUGAUGAAACAGAUUGGGAUUGGAUGGAGUAAAGACAUGGGACUUUCUGUAUGUUUUGAAAGAAAUGAGCUUUGAACUUUAUGUUUUGAGUAUAUGGGUUGAGUAGACUUUGUCACAUUUUUACCAUUUAUUUGAUCUCAAUCAUUAACAUUUAUAUAUUUACUGAUUCCUUACUUUUCUUCCUUUUUAAGUGGUUUAGUCAAUUCAGUGUUAUGACCUCAAGCUGCAAGUAGCUGGCAUGUAGGCUAUCGAGCGUUCUUAUUUAUUAAAUGCUUAUUAAAACUGUGUCAUAAUUUGUCAGCCAGGGAGGACAUAGUCGAAUCACCAAGAGAGGAUAUAGGCAUGCAUAGUUGUAUGCAGUGAUCAGCAGUGAUAUAAUUCCUCUAGAGAGGAUAUUGUUAUCAAUUGACUGAACAUGAGAGGAUAAACCAAUAAGCCCCUUGUAGAAAGAGAGAAGUUCCUGUUGAAUAUUAGUCUGAGUAGUGAGCUUGACCCCUUGAUUUUUAUAGAGAACAUGAAUGAGAUUAGUAGAUUUUUUUGCUUCACAUAUGCAUGAAAGAAAUUAGAGUUGAGAUCACCAUAUUUUUUUAUCCAAACCGACUCUUGCUUUUUUUUUUUUUUGCAUAUAUCAAGCUUCAUUUUUUAGAACAUUCAUCAGAUAUGUGCAUUAGUUUCUAGUCAUCCACUAAAUGAUCUGGAGAGAACCUAUUUUCCUUCCCGUGUUGCUGGAUAUUAGUUUAAAGCAUAGAUGGAAAACACUAUUUUGUUCAAUAUUAUAUUUCUUUGUCAAGAAAACUCUGCCAUCUGAGAUAUAGUUUGUUCUGCUGCUUCUGCAGUCUCGACAAUAACAUAAGAUGGCUGGACAUGUCUUAACACUUGGAUCUAGUUGCCAUAGCAACCAGCAAAUCAAUUAUACUCCAAUUUACCACUUUAACUUUGACUUCUGAUGCGGUGAGAUAAACUUUGUCAAGCAUUAAACUGAAUAAAAUAAACGCUGAGCUAACUUUAGUGUCCUUGUUGAAGAAUUUAUUGCACUAUCACCAUACUGCAACAUUUGAUAUUGUUAUAUAGAAUUUGUCAAGUCUUCCGUUGCAUCAAGCAAAGAUCCAAGCCAUUUUAUUAAUUUGGGGUUCACUAGUAAACUAUGUAUUACAUACAUAAGCACACCUUUCAUGUGAAGUCAUUUCAGUAUGUCAGCAUAUGAGUAAGUUACGUCGUUAACUGUUUUGAGUUCUGUACUGUUGCACUUUCAUGUGGUCAGAGAACUCUGAUCUAUAGCAAGUAUUAGUUGCUGCAACAUUUGUUGAUUCUUGUGAGUUUUCCUCAUUCAAAUUAACUCGUGUCAUCAUUUAUGUAAGUGUUUUUCUCAUCAAAUUAAUGGAGGGUUCUCAUCAAAUGGAGGUUAAUUAUAUGAAGCAACUUCAUGCUAAGCUAAAUGAUAAAACUGCACUCCUUAUGCUGAACUACGCCACAUAAGAUGCAUCAUCCGUGUCAACUAAUAAGAUCUGGAGAGAGCCUCACGUCUUGAUAUAUGGAAUAGCGUAGUUAGCAAUAUUCUCUUAUAGGAUAAUUCAUAUUCAUUAGGUUUCUUAUAUCUGACUAUUUGGUUUUGCAACAAAAAGGCACACUUUUCUAUCAAAAAAGAAAAAGAAAAAGAAAAAGAUCAUUUGAGUUACCAGGGAAUAUGCAUUCCCUACAAUUCAUCAAGAACUUUCAUGCAUUGUGCACGAAUAUGUGUUAUGAUGUAUCUUUUGUCCUCAGAGUUACCAGGGAACAAACAAAAACAUGGAAGCGGAAAAAAAUUCUGUGUCAGCCUCUUCAAAACAGAAGAGAUCAUUUGAGGUUACGAGCGCAGAAUGUGGGCGUGGUGACAAAAAGAAGCAAAAUAGGAUCUUUUAUCCUCCAAAACAGAUUACAAAUGUGAUAACGACAUGUCCACAAGUGCGCUCAAAAGAACAUAAUCGGGUAAAUAAUAUGGAUAUUAUGAGAAAGCAUGCGCCCAAUAUAUGUGAACCACCUACUAGAAAUAUUGCAAUACAAAGAAAAGAGUUAGAGGUGCAGACAAAGAAGAAAAUGAUCUGUAUGAGACAAUCAAGAGAGGAGAAAAUGUUGGAUGAAAUAGAAAAUGUGGAGCGAGAUAUUCGGAAAAAAAUCAUAGAGCAAAAGGGACAAUCUAGUAAGGCACGACAACAGCUUCACAAUCAUGCACAAAUAAAGGUGAUAGCAAGAGGAGAACACUCAGCCAACAUAGAAGAUGAAGAGGAAGAUAUUAGAGAGGAUUUCAUAGAAGAUGCUGAAGGAGAUGUUAGUGAACAUAAUGAGCAAGAUGAAGAGGAAAAUAUUUGGGAGGAUUUUACAAAUGAGUCUGAAGGAGGUGAGGACUUAAGGGAACAACCAACAAGACAGGUAGCCAAUAAAGUGGUAGACAAACCCAAAAAAUAUCGAGGGCAAACUAAAUGUGAAAAAAUUCAUGCACGAAGUGUCCAUGAUCGACAAGUUAUUUUUUUAAAUGGGUUUGGACAACCUAUCGGACCGUCAGAUAAGGCAUGCAGUGAACUUAGCAGUUUCUUAGGCACACUUGGAAGAAACUCAAGUUUUGCACCUCUGGAUAAGGAAAAUUGGCACAAAGUUGAAGAAAAAGAUAAAGAAAAAAUAUGGGAUUAUGUUAAGGAAAAUAUGAUAUUCCGGAGGAAGGAAAAAAAAUGGACCUUAGAAACUGUCAAUUGUGCAUGGAGGCGCUGGAAAUCCAUAUUGAAGAAGAAGUGUUUUGACGGGUUCAAAAAUGACAAACAAAGACUAAAGACACGGCCAAAUACUAUACCUGAAAUAGAAUUUAAAGCCUUGCUCAAAUUCUGGAACUCCGAACAAUCAAAGAAAACAAGUGAGACCAACAAAGCAAACCGUGAAGGUCUAGAAUAUGUGCACACUACGGGGACAAUAAGCUUUGCGAGGAUUCGCAAAAAAAUGGAAAAUGAGUUAGGAAGACCUCCAAGUGAAGCUGAAAUGUUUAUUAAGACCCGUAAAAAGAAGAUAAAUCCACAAGGAGAGAAAACAAUCAAAUUGAUAGGUGCUUUAGAAGAACUCAAAUCUCAAGAUGAAGCUGAUGAUGCAUGGGGUUUAGUCAAGAAAGAUGAACAUCCUGGACGUGUACGUCUUAGAGGGAGGGGUGUCACUAAAACCAUGCUCCAAAAUAAAAAUAAAAAGAUCAUGGAUCCCUCUGAGCAAGUUCCAGAAUCUGUUGUUCAAAGUAUAUCACAAAAAGUUGAGCAAGAGUUGACAAAAAAGUUUGAAGAGCAGAAGGCAGAUUUGGUUCAUGGUUUCGCCGAGCUCUUGACUGAAACUCUUGGGCAAACAAUUGAUCCGGCGGCUAUUGCAAGGCUUAUUGCACGCACAAGAUCACCUGAGCAAGGUGGUAGUGCUCGAAAUCAUGAUCAUCCUCGCUCAUCUGCAAGCAGCCAUCAGCCACGAAAUGAGGAAAACAUCUGAAGAUCCAUGUUUGUCGCUCUUUGGGGGAUUUAUUUGUUGUGCAGAUUUAGAACUUAAUCGUCUCAAUAGAGACAUUUUGAUUAAGUAGUAGCUCUUUGUUUUAAUCAUGGAGGAUUUGUGAUAUGUGCUUAAUUUGGUUAGUUUGUGUGUAAAACUUGUGAAGAAUUAUCUCAAUCCUAUUGCUAUAA
This is a messenger RNA of Asparagus officinalis (garden asparagus), 4150 nucleotides long. RefSeq lists its product as uncharacterized. Bases 2262 to 3962 code for a protein of 566 amino acids. NCBI's taxonomy places the organism in Eukaryota, Viridiplantae, Streptophyta, Magnoliopsida, Asparagales, Asparagaceae. The record is from RefSeq and is a predicted model, not a curated record. The transcript is spliced from 7 exons.